AUCUUCACAUAUACAAGUACAUUGGGAUGUAUCGACAAAUACACUACGAUCUUUAUGAUAGUUCGAGCUACCAAUCGUUUUUAUCGUUUAUAUUUUAUAUUUGUUUCCACAAAUAAUAAUGGAAGAAUAUUCUGAGAUAAGUGCAAAGAAUUUAAAGAAGCAAGAAAAAUUUCUGUCAACUGGCUGCUCUAAAAUAAAUAAAAUAUUCAAUGGUGGCAUUCCUUGUCAGGGUAUUACACAAAUUUAUGGUGCAGCUGGUACUGGAAAAACCCAAUUAGCUCUUCAGCUGUGUCUUACUGUACAAUUACCUUUAACUGAAGGUGGCUUUGAUGCUGGUGCGAUAUAUAUUUCUACUGAAGCUGCUUUUCCGGCAAAACGAUUACAUGAAUUAAUUCAAAAUUUAGAUAUCAUUCAAAAAUAUGAUAAUAUAAAUGGUGAUAUCAUAUUUGUGGAACACAUUGCAACUAUUGAAGACUUAGAGUCAUCUUUGCUUCAUAAAGUGCCAGUAUUAUUAAAUAGACAAAAAAUACGUCUACUAAUUAUUGAUUCUAUAGCUGCACCAUAUAGAGUGGAAGAAUGGAAUAGUGAAUCAAGAAAUAGAUCUAAAAGUCUAAGAAUUGUGGGACAGCAGCUACAUAAAUUAUGUAAAAAUAAUGGUAUUUUUAUAGUUUGUAUCAAUCAGGUAUCAGCAGUUUUAGAAAAUAAGAACAAAUAUUGUGACAUUAAAGAACAACCUGCUUUAGGAAUCACAUGGUCAAGCAUGAUAACUAAUUCUAUAUAUUUUUAUAGAAAAGACUCUAUUCGUUAUGCUUCUACCUUUUUAUCACCUUAUUUGCCAUGUAAAACCAUACAAUUUGAGAUAAAUACGUCUGGAAUUAAAGGAAUAGAAUAAUGUAUAUAAUAGUGGAAUCUUAACAUAUGAUGUAAAAUUUCAGAUUUUUUAUUGUGCAAGUUCAUGAAUUUCAGAAAAUAUAUUUUCAUCUAAUGUUCUAAUAAUA
Vespa crabro (European hornet) is the source of this 998-nucleotide messenger RNA. Its product is annotated as DNA repair protein XRCC3-like. Gene Ontology annotation, cellular component: Rad51C-XRCC3 complex; replication fork. Gene Ontology annotation, biological process: double-strand break repair via synthesis-dependent strand annealing; t-circle formation; resolution of mitotic recombination intermediates. The coding region runs from base 119 to 892 and encodes 257 amino acids. NCBI's taxonomy places the organism in Eukaryota, Metazoa, Arthropoda, Insecta, Hymenoptera, Vespidae. The record is from RefSeq and is a predicted model, not a curated record. The transcript is spliced from 5 exons. Gene Ontology annotation, molecular function: ATP binding; four-way junction DNA binding; ATP-dependent DNA damage sensor activity.